AGAAUGAAGGUAUUUAUGGCGGAAAAAUGGGCGUUCACACUUUUCCCUCGAGUGCGCCAAUAUUGCUCCAGUGCUCCAAAGCCCGGCUAAUAAUCCUUGAAAAUGGCCAACAUUACUAAGAUCUUCGCCACCCGUGCCCAGGGCAUCCUGCAGGCAGCUGCCCGACAGCCACAGGUGGCCACCCGUUUCAGCAGCUCCUCCACCAACAACUGGGAGUACAUUAAGACCGAAGUUGCCGGCGAGGGAAAGAACGUGGCCGUGAUCACUCUCAAUCGCCCCAAGGCCCUGAAUGCCCUCUGCAAUGGUUUGAUGAAGGAGCUGUCCACCGCAUUGCAGCAGUUUGGCAAGGAUCAGAGCAUCGCCGCCAUCGUUUUGACUGGCAGCGAGAAGGCUUUCGCCGCUGGAGCCGAUAUCAAGGAGAUGGUGGGCAACACCUACUCGCAGUGCAUCCAGGGUAACUUCUUGAACGACUGGACCGAGGUGGCCCGCACUCAGAAGCCCAUCAUUGCGGCCGUGAAUGGUUAUGCCUUGGGCGGUGGCUGUGAACUGGCCAUGAUGUGCGACAUCAUUUAUGCUGGAGACAAGGCCAAGUUCGGCCAGCCAGAGAUUGCCCUGGGCACCAUUCCCGGAGCCGGUGGCACCCAGCGUCUGACCCGUGUCGUUGGCAAGUCCAAGGCCAUGGAGAUGUGCCUCACUGGCAACAUGAUCGGAGCCCAGGAGGCCGAGAAGCUGGGUCUGGCCAGCAAGGUGGUGCCCGCUGAUCAGCUGCUUGGCGAGGCAGUCAAGCUGGGUGAGAAGAUCGGUACCCACUCCAAUCUGAUUGUGCAGUUGUGCAAGGAGUCUGUGAACACGGCCUACGAGACCACGCUCCAGGAGGGCCUGAAGUUCGAGCGCCGCACCUUCCAUGCCACGUUCUCCACGGCCGAUCGCAAGGAGGGCAUGACUGCCUUCGCCGAGAAGCGCCCAGCGAAGUUUACCAACGAGUAGGACAGGAUAUAAACCAGAUCCCUCCCAGCCAGCAAUGCAUUUAUAUAUUGUCAUAAUACAAUCUGUUGUUUGUACACAAUUAAAACUUUAAACGUGAUAAUUUGAAAA
Molecule: messenger RNA, 1095 nt
Organism: Drosophila eugracilis
Lineage: Eukaryota; Metazoa; Arthropoda; Insecta; Diptera; Drosophilidae
Gene: Echs1
Product: probable enoyl-CoA hydratase, mitochondrial
Exons: 4
Coding region: 103-987 (294 amino acids)
Biological process (GO): fatty acid beta-oxidation
Cellular component (GO): mitochondrion
Molecular function (GO): enoyl-CoA hydratase activity
Source: RefSeq, a predicted model, not a curated record